GAGAGGGCUAGAAUGAAACAGACAGAGGGAUUGAAGGGAGGGAGGAAGGGAGCUGACUUGUGGGUCCAGAGUUAAUCAGCUGACAUUCCCCUCCUUUUAUUGCAAUUCCCCAGAGCUACCAGCUGUGCCUUCCUCUGCCUCUCUGUAUGUGCCGGCUAACUCCAGGACAGCCCAUUUCACAGUCUUCUCCUUCUGCUUUCACUUCCAGGACCAUGUGGCACUCUGCUGGUCUUCUCCUCUUUAGUUUCUCAGCUCUGGUCCCAGUGUCCCAGCAGGGUCCUUACCAGCGUAACCUGCUGAAGCAGCUCCUGAAGGACUACAACCGCAUGGAGAGGCCAGUGGCCAAUGACUCACUUCCUCUCACCGUCAACCUGACCAUGAUUCUUGUGCAGAUAAUGGAUGUGGAUGAGAAAAAUCAAGUUCUCACUACCAACGUUUGGCUGCAAAUGCACUGGUAUGACCACUACCUGCAGUGGAAUCAGUCUGAGUACCCAGGUGUAAAAAACCUCAGAUUCACCACAGACCAGAUCUGGACACCCGACAUCCUUCUGUACAACAGUGCUGAUGACGAUUUUGAUUCCACUUUUAAGACAAAUGUGUUGGUCAACUCCAGCGGCUUUUGCCAGUACCUGCCCCCAGGAAUCUUCAUGAGUACAUGCAAUGUGGACGUCCGCUGGUUCCCUUUUGACAUCCAGAAGUGCGAGAUGAAGUUUGGCUCCUGGUCCUUUGACGGCUGGUUGCUGGAUCUGCAGAUGAAAGAGGCUGACAUUUCGGGCUACAUGCCGAAUGGAGAGUGGGACCUGGUGGGAGUUCCAGGCACCAGGAAUGAGCUGUACUACGACUGCUGCAAAGAGCCCUACCCUGAUGUGACCUUUGUAGUGACCAUCCGAAGACGCACACUCUACUAUGCCCUCAACCUGCUGAUCCCCUGCGUGCUGCUGUCCUCCAUGACACUGCUCAUCUUUGUGCUCCCCGCAGACUCUGGGGAGAAAAUUUCCCUGGGUAUCACUGUGCUGCUGUCUCUGACCGUUUUCAUGUUGCUGGUAGCUGAGAUCAUGCCGGCCACGUCAGACUCCAUACCCUUGAUAGGGCAGUACUUUGCCAGCAUCAUGAUCAUCGUUGGCAUGUCUGUGAUAGCCACUGUGGUGGUGCUGCAGUAUCACCACCAUGACCCCAAUGGAGGAGACAUGCCCAAAUGGGUGCAGCUGAUCUUGCUGCAGUGGGUGGCCUGGUUUCUGCGGAUGAAACGGCCGGGGGAAAGUGACGAGCGUGAGCACCCUCCCUGUGCCCCUCACCUGCGCCGCUGCUCGUCUGGCUCACACAGCGGCAGCUUGCCCCAGCCAGUGGAGCCCUCCCUGCACCCGCUGCACCCGCAGAACCUGCCUCACGCCGGGCUCCCUCAGCUGCACUCACAGGGCAGUGCCAACAAUGGCAACUUGCUCUACAUCGGCUUCCAGAACCUGGAUGACCCACCCCUUGUCACUGAUCCAGCACAGAGAGGCAGCAGCCUGCCCCAGAGGGGGGUCCCGGGGGUGGGGGCGUCUAGCCCCCCUCCCCACCUUGCUCAGGCCACGCCCACCCUGGACAGCGUGGGUUGCGUGGGAACUACAACGGGUGGCCUGGGGGUCGGAACUCUGUCAGGAACGGGGCCAGGUGCCCAAAUGGCCCUGGGAGACCCUCAGCUGCAGGCCAUCCUCGAGGAAGUGCGCUUCAUGGCCGACCACUUCCGCGAGCAGGACGAGAGCGAGAGCAUGGCGGAGCAGUGGAAAUUUGCAGCAGCGGUGAUCGACCGCCUCUGCCUGGUGGCCUUCAGCGUCUUCAACAUCAUCUGCACCAUCUCCAUCCUUAUGUCUGCACCCAACUUCGUGGAGGCUGUGUCCAAAGACUUCGUCUGAGCUGUGAGGUCUGAGAAGCUGUAGUUUCCUCAAUAGGGUGGAUAUUUAACAAAGCCAAACCGCGGGAAAGCAUGGCAGCAGGACCAGUACGAGGCUCAGGCUGUUAUUCUCUAUACCAUCUGCCCCUCCCACUUAACAAGGGACAUUCUUAUAAUGUUUAGACAAUGGCUCUCAUCUUCCCGGGAUGUCUCGAGGACAUUCAGGACGGAAUGAAUGCUCUGGACUCUUCUUAGCACUCACUUUGCAAGCUGGGCAUCUCCUCUCAUGCUGAGGUGUGGUGUAAACAGUUUAGCAGAUGCGUGCUGAUCAAUGGCACUUAAUUACUGUGGGAAGAUUGCCUUGAUAGAUCUCAAUGCUGACUGCACUGGAAUGGCUUAAACGCUGAUGAAUAGCACUUCCUGCACCUGGGGCUACCUUGUCAAACGAAGCUAGUGGAUUAAUAUUUUGGAAGUGACCUGAGGAUUAUAGUGGAGCUGAGAACUGGUGGUUCCAGUUAAGAA
Paramormyrops kingsleyae is the source of this 2395-nucleotide messenger RNA. The record is from RefSeq and is a predicted model, not a curated record. NCBI's taxonomy places the organism in Eukaryota, Metazoa, Chordata, Actinopteri, Osteoglossiformes, Mormyridae.